Molecule: messenger RNA, 1520 nt
Organism: Neurospora tetrasperma FGSC 2508
Lineage: Eukaryota; Fungi; Ascomycota; Sordariomycetes; Sordariales; Sordariaceae
Exons: 2
Coding region: 238-1470 (410 amino acids)
Source: RefSeq, a predicted model, not a curated record
CCCAGACACGAAGGAAGCUUGGCCGUAAACUAUCGGGAGAGGAAGUGGAAGCUCCCGCUCAUCCCAUCGCGCAGUAGAGAGAGGUAAGCACCACUGGACUCGCUGUCCUCUCGAGCCGCACACCUUCGCAGGACUCCGGACUCUGUACUGUACGUUCUGCAAUGGCUCUCGGCCACUGUCCGCCGACUUCAUUCACACAUCUUUCAGUGUCUGCGCUCGAAUGAAACGAACGGCACCAUGCCGGUGACCUUGCCUCGAUCGCGGUUCCAACGCCAGCUCGUGUCGCGGUCCACCAUCCGGAAGCUGAUUGCCGCCUUCAUCGUAUGGACCAUUGUCGAGGCUCAGCUCAUAUACUACCGAGUCGCCCAUGCCGAGCGAGACACCCAAGCCCAAGCUACGACGCUUCUCAAGCCGACCCGUGUGUACAUUGCGAGCCUGCACUGGAACAACGCUGCCAUCUUGCGCUCCGACUGGAACAAGGCGGUCGUGGACCUGACCAAGGCUCUGGGUGCUGACAAUGUCUUUGUCAGUGUCUACGAGAGCGGUAGCUGGGAUGAUUCCAAGGGUGUUCUCCGGGAGCUGGACCGCGACCUGGGCAGACUUGGGGUUCAGAGGCAGAUCACGCUCGACAAGGAAACGCAUCAAGACGCCAUAGACGCACCGCCAGCCGAACAUGGAUGGAUUACUGCCCCUAGUGGUGAAAAAAGGUUGAGGAGAAUACCUUACCUGGCUGGCAUGCGGAAUCUUUCCCUUCAACCACUGCUGAACAUGGCAGAGAACGGGACCACAUUCGACUACGUCUUGUUCUUGGGCGACGUGGUGUUCUCGGUUCCGGAUAUCGUGGCUCUGCUAAACACAAACGACGGCCAAUACGCUGCAGCGUGCUCGCUCGAUUUCAGCAAACCGCCUCGCUUCUACGACACCUUUGCCCUGCGAGAUUCAGGUGGUCAUGAAUACGCGACCCAGACCUGGCCGUACUUCCGGUCCUCCAACUCCAGAAAAGCGGUGCUCCGCGGUGCUCCCGUGCCAGUGUCGAGCUGUUGGAACGGAAUUGUCGCAAUGCACCCGUCUGUCUUUACUGGAGUCCAAGGCCUCAAGUUUCGGGGAAUCGACGACACACUGGCCGAAUACCAUCUGGAGGGCUCCGAGUGCUGUCUCAUCCAUGCGGACAACCCGGCGUCACGUACCAGGGGCGUCUUCCUUAACCCCAACGUCCGCGUGGGAUAUUCCAGAAAGGCGUACGAUGCAGUGCAUCCGCCAGGAGGCUGGCUUUCUCUGUCCCAAGUCUUUUCUGGUCUGUGGAAGAACAGGGUCGCAAGAUGGCUUACCACCCCUCUACUCAAAGAGUUGCAGGUUCGCUGGCGUAUUCGCAAGUGGGCGGAGAAAGCGGAAGGUCGCAAGGAACCUGGACCAUUUUGUCUCAUCAAUGAGAUGCAGGUCAUUGUGCACAACGGAUGGGCUCAUUUAUAGAUGGUAGGGGACUUCUUGGAUAGACAAAUACUGAUCAAUUUACGUUUCUG